AUGGCCGCCGACAGAACCAACGUCUCCAGCGAUCUCAUCUGGCAGAUCACCCGCAACCAGAAUGCUUUCCUGGUGAAGCGUAACAGCGGCGGUGGUUCUCAGUUCUCCCGUGACCCUUUGAACGUGCAGAACAAGCACUCUUUCAAGUACGCCGGCUAUGCCAACAACAAGGCCAUUGGUGUUCAGGCUACCGAGAACGGCGGUGUUGUCGUCCUCACCAAGAAGUCCAACUCCCAACAGCCCGCGAAGAACAUCGUCACCGUGAGCUACGGCCCCAGCGCCUCCACCCGCAAGAUCUUCAAGGGUGUUGCCGACAAGACCGCUAAGAGGGGCUACCGUGCCGAUCUCCGUGAGGCUGCUGUCGCCCGUGUGAGCGCCAUCCGCCGCUCCCAGAAGCCCAAGAAGGAGUCUCCUCCCCAGAAGCUUCGUGGCGCUCAGGCUAAGAAGGCCGCCGAGAAGGAC
Molecule: messenger RNA, 462 nt
Organism: Aspergillus aculeatinus CBS 121060
Lineage: Eukaryota; Fungi; Ascomycota; Eurotiomycetes; Eurotiales; Aspergillaceae
Product: 60S ribosomal protein L28
Exons: 5
Biological process (GO): translation
Cellular component (GO): cytosolic large ribosomal subunit; ribosome
Molecular function (GO): structural constituent of ribosome
Source: RefSeq, a predicted model, not a curated record